This is a messenger RNA of Telopea speciosissima, 2343 nucleotides long. Its product is annotated as disease resistance protein RUN1-like. Gene Ontology annotation, biological process: signal transduction; defense response. Gene Ontology annotation, molecular function: ADP binding. Lineage: Eukaryota; Viridiplantae; Streptophyta; Magnoliopsida; Proteales; Proteaceae. The coding region runs from base 262 to 2229 and encodes 655 amino acids. The record is from RefSeq and is a predicted model, not a curated record. The transcript has 4 exons.
UCUUUCUCCUCCUCCGCUGCGUCUAUAACUGGAUCUUCUAAUUACGAUGUGUUUAUCAACUUUAGGGGUGAAGAUACUCGCAAUCAUUUCACUGCUUUCCUUAACUUACUUCUGAAAACCAGGGGGAUCAAUGUCUUCAUUGGUAGUGAAAAUUUGUGGACUGGAGAAGCCAUUGGCCCUUCCCUUUUCAGAGCGAUCCAGGGUUCCAAAAUCUCGAUCCCUGUCUUCUCUAAAGGUUAUGCUCAUAGCAAAUGGUGUCUGAUGGAACUUGCUCACAUAGUUCAAUUCCACAAAUCCAACGGCCAAAAGAUCCUGCCCAUAUUCUUUCAUGUUGAGCCAUCGCAAGUUCGACAUCAGACUGGAAGUUUUGAAGAAGCGUUUCAAGAAUACGAGAAGAAUUUCGAGCCCCAUAUCAUAGAGAAUUGGAGGGAAGCUUUGAGAGUGGUAGGAGAGUUGAAAGGAGAAGUUAUCGACGAAACUACGGAUCAAGCAAAGUUAGUUGAAUUAAUUGUUCAAAGGGCUCUUGGUGAAUUGGUCAGUAAGACACACUUGACUGAAUGUAAAUACUCUAUUGGAAUGGAAUCCCGUGUAAAUCAUCUAUUAGAUUUAUUAAAUGUUGGCUCCGAUAAUGUUCAAUUCGUGGGUAUCUGUGGUUUUGGUGGCAUUGGGAAGACAACUCUUGCAAAGGCUGUAUACAAUCACAUCCUUUCAAGCUUCGAUAAACAUAGUUUUCUUUCAGAUGUUAGAGAACAAGCAACACAAUGGAUGGGUCUUGUGUCUUUGCAGAAACGACUUCUUAAAGAUAUCUUGAAAGCAGACAUUGACAUUGCUGAUUAUCAUAGUGGGAAAAAAUUUAUACAAGAAAAACUUUGUAAAAAAAAUGUUCUUGUUGUUCUUGAUGACGUGGACAAACGAGAACAAAUAGAUGCUUUGGCUGGUGAACUCAAUUGGUUUGGUCCAGGAAGUAGGGUCAUAAUAACAACCAGAGACGAACAUUUUCUGAACAUGGCUAACGUUGAUAAAGAUAAAAUAUACAAGCCUCAAGAGCUAGAUCGUAAGCAAUCUCUUCAACUAUUUAGUUUGCAUGCCUUUUCAAUGGACCAACCUCCUAAAGAUUAUAUGCAACUUUCACAAGAUCUGGCCUGCUAUUCUGGAGGGGUACCUUUGACUCUCGAGGUUUUAGGGUCUUACCUAUCGGGCAUAAGCUGUAAAGAAGUGUGGGAAAGUACAUUACAAAAAUUGAAAGAAAUUCCUAAUGAAGAUGUCCAGAGAAGGUUGAGGAUAAGCUAUGAUAGUCUAGAAGACUAUUGUCAGAAAGCCAUAUUUCUUGAUGCUGCUUGCUUUUUCAUUGGAUGGGAGGAAGAAACUGUAAUUUCUUUUUGGGAAGCUUGUGGUUAUUAUCCAAAAUCAGCAAUAGACAGAUUAAUUAAAAGAUUCCUUCUAAAGUUUGAAGAAAAUGAUAACGGGGAAUACUACUUGAAGAUGCAUGAUCAAAUUCGAGACAUGGGAAGGAAAAUUGUCUUAGAAGAAAGCCAUAUGGAGCCGGGAAAGCGUAGUAGGUUAUGGUCUCAUGAUGAAGUCUUAGAAGUUUUAGAAGGGCACAAGGGAACUGAUAUGAUAAAAGGCAUAAUCCUUCCCUUUGACUUAUCGAGGGUUUCUCUAGAUAGUAAACACUUUGAGAUGAUGCCUAAUCUAAGAUUUCUCGACAUUAGUUCAGCAAACUUUAUGGGAAAGUUUUUGUGCCUUCCUUCCGCAUUAAGAUGGCUCCGGUGGAUGGGCUGUCCUUGGGGUAUUCUACCAACCAAUUUUUAUCAUGACAGACUAGUUUAUCUUGACCUUUCGCGGAGCCUUGUUAAACAAGCUUGGAAUAACAGGCCUCAAGAUGAAAAUGAGCGGUUCCAAAAUUUGAAAGUUCUUGAUCUUAGUGAGUGUCGAUAUCUAUUCAAGUCCCCAGACUUUUCAUGGUUUCCUUACUUGGAGCAAUUAGAUCUUGGAAACUGUGAUUCCUUGGAUAAAUUAGACGAGUCCAUUGGGCAGUUGAGUUGGCUCAAAAAUCUUAUUCUUAAGAACUGUCGGCAAAUAAAAGAGUUGCCUAUGUCCAUUGGUGAUCUAAAAUCUUUGGUUGAGCUCCAAUUGAGUGCUUCAGGAAUUAAGAAAUUGCCCGAUCAUGUUGGACUAUUAGAGAAGCUUGAGGUACUAGAUGCUAAGGAUUGCCAUCAACUAGUGUAGCUACCAAGAUCAAUGGGGAGAAUGAGAUGUUUGCGUAUCAUUAACCUGAGAGAAACUCGUGUUGCAACAUUUCCUGAUGAUUUUUCAAUCCUCUCGAAUUUAGUGGAGUUGAAA